This is a messenger RNA of Sebastes umbrosus (honeycomb rockfish), 1916 nucleotides long. Its product is annotated as tubby protein homolog. The transcript is spliced from 13 exons. NCBI's taxonomy places the organism in Eukaryota, Metazoa, Chordata, Actinopteri, Perciformes, Sebastidae. Gene Ontology annotation, biological process: protein localization to cilium. The record is from RefSeq and is a predicted model, not a curated record. Gene Ontology annotation, cellular component: cilium. Bases 72 to 1820 code for a protein of 582 amino acids.
UCCAUGGCAACGAGAUAAACCUGACUACCUGAGUGUCUGCGCUAAUAGCUGCGACGUCUAGUUUUAGUUAAAUGUUUUUUUCAGGGGGUGUUUUAUAUUAUUUUAACGGGCCCUGUCAGGUGAUGUGUAGUGUGACGAGAGGCUACAGAGUUUUAGACAUGGAGGACCCUGAUAUACGACAACAGAAGCUGGACAACCAGCGAACCCUUCUGAUAAAAAAGCAGCAAAAGAAGAGGGCUGAUUCUCAAAUGGUGGUAGCCAAUCGGGACGCUCGCCAAAAGAAAGGAAAGCACAAAACCUCCCGCUCUGACGAAACACCUCUGUUGAUCAGCCAAUCCCUGAGCAGCGCUUCCCUGAGUGGAGAUCAAGUCGAACAUGCCCAUGAUAACCCAUUGGAUGAGAUCACAUUAGGUGAAGCAAGCAUGACGUUAGAUGAGAUGCCUUCAGAGAAUCACGCCACUCCCAGGAAAAUGAACUUUGAGCUUGACGAAGAGCCUGAGGCGAUGUGGGAAGUGGAGAACGAUGCUCAGGCGGGGGGGAAAAAGACAAAGAAGAAAGAAGUGAAAAAAGAAAAAGACCAACAGAUGGAACAGAGCGAUGACAAGGAGAAAAAGGAGAAAAAAACAAAGAAGAAAGGCAAAGAGAAAGAAUCUGAAUCCCCACAGAUGACAAACAAGACGACCAAACAAGAGCGUAAAAAGAAGCACUUGCAGGAGGGUUCAACCCAGGAGACAGAGUCAAUGGAAGAGGGGGCAAGUCCAAAGAAUAACGAUGAUGAAAGCGACGAUGAAGAGGAAGAUGGGUCCCAGAGGCCUGUCCCUCAGUCGCCUAAGAAGAAGAAAAAACUCGACACAUCCAGGUGCCAAAUAAGUGAUGACAGUAAAGACGAGGAAAUCCAGGAAAAGGAGAAAAAGGAGAAAAAGGAGAAAAAGACGAAGAAAGCAGAGAAAACUACGCCGAGUCUCGCUUCCCUUAACUCCAACUACAGGGAGAAUUCAUCCUCAGACAGUGAAUCUAAUGAAAGAUCAACAUCUCCAAUGUCAGUGGAGGACCUUGAGAAGUUUGCUUGUCGUCCAGCCCCCAGAGAUGUGACGAUCCAGUGUAGGGUCACCAGGGAUAGGAGAGGCAUGGAGAAGGGCAUUUACCCGACUUACUACCUCCACAUGGAGAAGGAGGACGGCAAGAGGGUGUUUCUGAUGGCAGGCAGAAAAAGGAAGAAGUGCAAAACAUCCAACUAUCUCAUCUCCACCGACCCGACGAAUCUGUCCAGAGAUACAAACUGCUACAUUGGAAAACUAAGGUCCAACGUUCUGGGUACAAAGUUCACCGUCUAUGAUGGAGGUGAAAACCCGGAGAAAAAGCCCUUCAUCAAAGAGUGCGAAUCAGUGCGGCAAGAGCUCGCAGCAAUUUGCUAUGAGACCAACGUGCUGGGAUUUAAGGGUCCCAGGAAGAUGACGGUGGUCAUCCCCGGCAUGAUGGAGAACGAUGAAAGAGUGUCCAUUCGUCCAAAAAAUGAACUUGAGACCUUACUGGUCCGCCAUGUGAACAGCAACACAGACAAACUGGUCACACUGGUGAACAAAUCCCCGAGCUGGAACGAACAGACUCAGUCGUAUGUGCUUAACUUCCACGGCCGUGUCACCCAGGCCUCCGUCAAAAACUUCCAGAUCAUCCACCCCGACAAUGAGGAUUACAUCGUGAUGCAGUUUGGCCGUGUAGCGGAGGAUGUCUUCUCCAUGGAUUACAGUUUCCCCAUGUGUGCCCUGCAGGCCUUUGCCAUCACCCUGUCGUCAUUUGAUGGUAAACUGGCCUGUGAAUGACCCACGCAGGUGUGCCUCAAGUGCUUAACUAGAUCCCUGAUCUAGAUAGAAACUUCAAAUUAAAACUAUACCCAUCAUUUUGCACGGGGUCUUUUA